Molecule: messenger RNA, 693 nt
Organism: Guyanagaster necrorhizus
Lineage: Eukaryota; Fungi; Basidiomycota; Agaricomycetes; Agaricales; Physalacriaceae
Product: S-adenosyl-L-methionine-dependent methyltransferase
Exons: 4
Coding region: 1-693 (230 amino acids)
Molecular function (GO): O-methyltransferase activity; S-adenosylmethionine-dependent methyltransferase activity
Source: RefSeq, a predicted model, not a curated record
AUGGCUAUCAUCGUUCCUAACGUCAACCCCACGACCAUUGAGGACUGGGCAUGCUCGGCCGAACUCACUAAUUCAUUCCUACUCGACGAGGAUCAUGCAUUGCGGGCCGCCCUCAAGAAUGCCGAAGAUAAGGGAUUGCCACAUGAGAUAGCGGUACCUGCUGAGCAUGGAAAGCUUCUUCAGCUCCUUGCCACGUCAAUACGGGCCAAGAGAAUACUAGAAAUUGGUACUCUCGGCGGUUAUUCAGCCAUAUGGCUAGCUCGCGCAUUACCUGAGGAUGGUGAACUCGUUACCCUGGAGCUAAACGAGAGAUACGCACAGGUGGCUCGCGAGAACAUAGCGAUUGCCGGGUUGGCAUCCAAAGUCAAAGUGGUUGUGGGUCCCGCAAGAACCACGCUUGCCAAGAUGAAACCCGAGCAUCCUUUUGAUUUUAUUUUCAUUGAUGCGGACAAGGCGUCAAACACUGAUUACUUCAAGCACGCAAAGCGAUUGGUACGGAGAGGCGGUACUAUCAUUGUUGACAAUAUGAUGCUAGUUGGUCUAGUAGCCAAUCCGACAUAUACGGACGAUAACGUUGAGGGUGUGAGGGCUCUAUUGAAAGAGCUCAAAAAUGACCCCGACGUAGACUGUACGGCUGUUGGGACUGCAUGCUAUAAGGGAUUUGACGGAUUCCUCUAUGCUGUCAGAAAGUAG